CGACCUCUGGAGUGAUUGUCCUUUAGUUAAGCUUCCCAUUUAGUAUAACCCUACUAAAAAAAGAAAAAAAAAAUAGUUUAACCCUACUAUAGUAUUCGGAGAACCCAAACCUCCUCUUUGCCUCAUUCUGUGGCUGCUGUGGGACGCCUCUCCAGUGGGGGAGGAGGGCAAGGGAGGUGAUCUCUAGACACAGAUGGUGUAUUAAUACUCUCAUACAGUGUUAACGAAGUGUCCCAGUUUCUCCAUAUUAAUUAAUUCUCACAAUAACCUAUGACAUAGGUAUUACCGUCAUUUUGAGGAGAAUUAACUGAUGUAUAUAACCUAAUUGCUCAGGGUCACACACCUAAGUUAAGUGAUAAAGCUAAAAUGGGAUCUAGGCAUUCCAGCUCCAGCUUUGCGUAAGCUGGAGGAAGCUAUGAGGAUGUCUCCUGUGGCCCUCACCCCACACACACCUCUGGCAGUUUCAGGACUGGACAGGCACCGGUCAGCCAAAACCCAGGUAUUGGAACAAGAAAAUCACCCGUAAUCCAGACUUUCGAUGACUACCCUCAGCACUUGAGAGGGUCUAGGCAGAGGUAAGGACUUGAUAUCUGAGACGACAACCUGAGAACUUUAAGAAGGGGUGCUAGAUAAUUAGAGAAUAAGGAAAAGAAAAGUGGUGCUGAUCCACAAUUUGUUAGACACACGUGUGGACUUCACCCAAACAAGACCUGCUCUUCCUUCUCCAAAAGAAGAAAUGAAUCACUACACAGACCUUUUUCCCCUUAAGUCAUAUCUUUCCACAGACUUAAGAGGCCUAUUCACCUCAAUCAUGGAGUCUUCCUCAAAGGGUCUGCUCACCCAAGUUACUCAGUUCUGGAACCUCCUAGACGAUCUGGCUGAAAGCAACCCUGAGGGCUACGAGAAGUUUAUUCAACAGCAGCUGAAAGAAGGGGAACAGCUCUGUGCCGCCCCAGAACCAUGGCUCUGUCUACAAACCAGGAUCCUGAAACCAAAGGAAAAAAUACUUUUCAUCAACCUGUGUCAGUGGAAAAGGAUCCCAGCUCCCCAGUCAAACACUCAUCCAGUACCUCUAAGUAUUGGCAGACCAGAAGAUAGGUCUGAGACAUCAGAUGUUUAUACAGUCAUCGAUGUGGCCUACAAUCCUGAUGUUCUCCAGGCAGCAGAAAAGGACCAAGUGAAAAAAGAUCAAUUAAUACAGAUGGCCAUGAAAUGCAUUGAGGAAAAACUCCAAUUCACUCUCUCACACUCUUACAGCAUUACUAACUUUAGAAUAAAAGGAAGCAUUCAAAGGAUGAAACAAAAUCUGUUGAGAAUGCAAACUGACCCCACAGAUUUAAGAGAGAAAAUGAAAAAGGAACUAACCCUUGAACAGAUGAGUAGUGCUGUGAGCAAUCCAGAUGACUUCCAACUUUUAUUGCCAAAAGAUGAAGUUUCAAGCAAAACAAGGUGUCUGAUAGAGGAGAUUUCCAGUACAGAGAGCCAGGUAGAGAUGAAGGAACCAGCCUAUGAAUUAAAAAUUGUGGCUGAUCAGAAUGAGAAACCUCUGAAAAUUGAAAUAAAAGUUGAAUUACCUGGUAUUAAUUCCGCAUCUCUCUGUGACCUUAGUGUUUCUGAGGAUGACUUAUUGAUUGAGGUCCCUGAGAAGUACAGAUUAUAUCUGAAUCUUCCAGAGUCUGUGGAUACUGAGAUGACUACAGCAAAAUUUAUCAAAGAGAAAGCUACAUUAAUCAUCAUAAUGCCACUGGUAUAAGUCAAGAGCAUCAUCUCCUUUUGGGUUUUCAGUGCUACAGGCAUGUGAAGGAUAGGACCUUCAUUAUGGGUGAAGAGGUAGCGGUUUAUCUUCAAUACUGGUUUCAUGUUUCCUAAGAGUUCUUUUGGAUGAAAUGAGAUUUUCUCAUCAUCUUUAUACUUUUUUUUUUUUAACUCCCCUCACACUUGGCUAGAAGCAGAAACUAUUAAAACAGUAUUGCUAUACUUGUUUUGAAGCUAUUUCUAAUGGUCUUAAAAGUAACAAACUUGUCAUUUAGGAAAAUCCUGUUUCCAAGUAAAUUGUGAGAAUUCCUGGUUUACUGGUUGAAAUUCUGGUCUACUUGUUUUUCUGGUCUCUAGUAAAUGUUUGCAUCAGGAAGAAAUCCCAGACUAUGUAAAUUUUUUAUUACCAAGAACUGAAGCAGUUCCUCCAGCUAUAAAGAUACAGGGCCAUGGGGCGCCUGGGUGGCGCAGUCGGUUAAGCGUCCGACUUCAGCC
Lynx canadensis (Canada lynx) is the source of this 2250-nucleotide messenger RNA. It is a transcript of the gene PIH1D2, whose product is annotated as PIH1 domain containing 2. Gene Ontology annotation, cellular component: ribonucleoprotein complex; R2TP complex; cytoplasm. The transcript is spliced from 5 exons. Gene Ontology annotation, biological process: rRNA processing; box C/D snoRNP assembly. Bases 737 to 1753 code for a protein of 338 amino acids. NCBI's taxonomy places the organism in Eukaryota, Metazoa, Chordata, Mammalia, Carnivora, Felidae. The record is from RefSeq and is a predicted model, not a curated record.